AGAUCUGGAGAGAUGAGACCGACCGGCAUCUCCAACCAAAUUCCCCACAGCGCACGCAGACGACCAACCAUGGCGGCGCGCCCGGCCGCCGCAUCCCAGCGCCGGCGCAGGCUGCUGCUCUCUCCCCUCUAAAUCCUUGCUCCGCCGCAUGCCGCACCUCUCAGCUGUCCUGCUCCACCUCCACUCACGUCGUCCCACUGCUGCCCUGCUCCUGCCGACGCGAGACCGGACGAGGAGACCGGCACGGCAACGCCUGGAGAGGCGCCCUCUGCCACGUCUUUAGUUUGGUAACUAUACUAUUUGCCCUUUGACAGGCUGGCCUCACAACCCCCAGGCCCCAGUACCAGAUCGAUCCGCCCGUCCUGUUGGUUCUGUCGCGCAUCUCGCUCCCUUCCUGAUCGAGGACGGGAACUUGGCGGCGGCGGCGGUAGUCUUCACGCAGCUCCGGCCGCUGGCGGAAAUCCACGAAAAAGGGCGAGCUCCCCCGUCGCCACGCUAGGAAAUUCCAAGAGCUGGUAGCACGUGAGGCACUUGGAGCUCUAGGGCGGUAGGGGUGGCGGCGAUUUGGGGAAGAUGAAUCCCCUGACGCAGGUCAAGCAGACCCAGCUGAUAAACAAGAAGGAGGCGGCUCUCGGCCUCAGCGAGAACGCCUCGUGGCACGCCAGGUUCAAGGACUCCGCCUACGUCUUCUGCGGCGGCAUCUCUUUCGACCUCACCGAGGGUGACCUCCUUGCCGUCUUCGCGCAGUACGGUGAGGUGGUGGAUGUGAACCUCGUGCGCGACAAGACCACCGGAAAAUCCAGGGGUUUCGCCUUCCUCGCUUAUGAGGACCAGAGGAGCACGGUUCUUGCUGUCGAUAACUUGAACGGAGCUAAAGUUCUUGGGAGGAUCAUAAAAGUCGACCAUGUGGACAAGUACAAGAUGAAGGAGGAGGAGGACGAGGAGGAGGUGGCAAAGAAGAGGGAGGAGCGCGGCGUGUGCUAUGCGUUCCAGAAAGGCGAGUGCAACCGGGGGGACGCGUGUAGAUUUUCCCAUGAUGCGCAGAGAAAUGCGAACACUGGUUGGGGUUCUAAGGAGGAUAUCGAGCCAAAAUGGGAGCAUGACAAACACCGUGGUCCAUCAAAUAAGGGUGGUGUCUGCUAUGCUUUCCAGAAAGGCGAGUGCAGUCGGGGAGAUUCCUGCAGAUUUUCGCAUGAUGAGCAGGUAGCUGUCCAGAACCGUGGCGUCUGCUAUGCUUUCCAGAAAGGCGAGUGCAGUCGUGGAGCUUCCUGCAGAUUUUCACAUGAUGAGCAGAGAAAUGCAAACACUGGUCGAGGUUCUAGGGAUGACAGCAAUGCAAGACGGCAGCAUGACCAUGAUCCUCCAAAGAGCCACAAAAAUUUCCCUGACAGAACUAAAGAAGAGACGAGAUCAGGGGAUAGAGAAGGUCAAUCCUCAAGAUCAGACGUGUACAGGGACCGAGAUUCUAGGACGAGACAUGGUGAUAGAGACACAGAAGAUAGAGACAGGAACAGACACGAGAGAUCCCCUGAGAGAUCAAGAGGUGAGAGGCAGAGAGGCGACGACAGAUAUAGAGAAGAAAGAUCAGAGAGCAAGCGGUCUCGGCAGGACAGAGAUUCUGGUGGCCGUCAUGAAAGGAGGGGUGAUGAAGAGGCAGAACGGCAUGGGAAAUCGCGGAGAUAGAACUCGCUUUUAUCAGGGAAAGAAAAGCGAUGAUGUCGCUGUUCUAAUCUUGUUGAUGUUUGUACUUGUACUAGACGCACAAUUUUGUUCGGUCCUUAGAUCUUUGGUGCUAUCCAGGUUGCGUCUACUUUCUUUUCCUUUACAAGGUUUUUGAACAUAUGAGCCGAUGGAUGGUUUUGCAGGGUAUUAACUCAUUCCAUUGGAUACACAGUGGUGAUUCUUGUUAUGACACUGAUGAAUUUUGUACCACUUCGGAUAAUUUUACCAGCUGUAGCAUUCCUAGCA
This is a messenger RNA of Lolium perenne, 1968 nucleotides long. RefSeq names its product zinc finger CCCH domain-containing protein 25. Gene Ontology annotation, cellular component: catalytic step 2 spliceosome; precatalytic spliceosome; U2 snRNP. The record is from RefSeq and is a predicted model, not a curated record. Lineage: Eukaryota; Viridiplantae; Streptophyta; Magnoliopsida; Poales; Poaceae. Gene Ontology annotation, biological process: mRNA splicing, via spliceosome. Gene Ontology annotation, molecular function: metal ion binding; RNA binding.